Molecule: messenger RNA, 833 nt
Organism: Drosophila elegans
Lineage: Eukaryota; Metazoa; Arthropoda; Insecta; Diptera; Drosophilidae
Product: kunitz-type serine protease inhibitor bitisilin-2
Exons: 1
Coding region: 362-754 (130 amino acids)
Molecular function (GO): serine-type endopeptidase inhibitor activity
Source: RefSeq, a predicted model, not a curated record
CUUCUAAACGUGAUGGGGUUACCAAAUACUAUCGCUGCGAUCCGGAAACAAUUUGUAAUAUGAUUUAAUGGACAGCAUUAUGAAAUGGCUGGUGCGUUGAACUGCAACCGAAGGUUGGGCUUCUCGAGAGCUGUCAGUACCUGGUUUACCAGGUGAUAUAGACGUCAGAGAGGCUUCGCAGUGAUUUACAUGCGACGUCGAAUCAGUUGGACAAACAUACUGCCGCUCCGAUAAAUAUGUCAAAAACGGUGUGGGCAAAAAACCCGAGUGACUACGUGAGUGGAUCACUUCGAACGGAUAGUAUUUAAGCCUCACUACUCGCUGAAUUUGAAAUCAUUCGCAGCCACUCAACGGAAUCAAUAUGUGCUACAGAUAUAGCUUCAGUUUUGUUUUAAUCGCUGUUCUGCUUUUGGCAGCCGGAAUUCACGGAGCUCCCUCGGAUAUUGUGGUGGAAAAGGCGGAGGAUCCGAAUGCCCCGCAAACCGUGCCAGAUGGUGACUCCAAAGUUCCGGAGGAUUGCCACCAGCCGAAGGAAACUGGUCGCUGUUUUGCCCUUUUCUAUCGAUUUGCCUACAAUGUGGAUACCCAAUCUUGCGAGGAAUUCGUCUACGGUGGUUGUGCCGGCAAUAAGAACAAUUUCGAGUCCAAGGAGCAUUGCGAACAGGCCUGCCUGGGAAAGUCUGUAAAUCCUAGCUCGGAAACCACCACUGAACAAAGCAGCGAAGUGACCACCGAAUCGAGCACUACUGCUUAAAUGAAAUUAUGUUUUUAGAACGUAACGCCUAGAAUUAAAUUACCCAGCUGAUUAUUUUAAUAAAUUUGACUUAAAACAA